AUGCAGGGAUCACCUACAUGCCCUCACCCCACAGGAUCCAGCUCUAUGCAGGGAUCACCUACAUGCCCUCACCCCACAGGAUCCAGCUCUAAAAAGGGAUCACUUACAUGCCCUCACCCCACAGGAUCCAGCUAUAUACAGGGAUCACCUACAUGCCCUCACCCCACAGGAUCCAGCUCUAUAAAGGGAUCACUUGCAUGCCCUCACCCCACAGGAUCCAGCUCUAUGCACGGAUCACCUACUUGCCCUCACCCCACAGGAUCCAGCUCUAUGCAGGGAUCACCUACAUGCUCUCUCCCCACAGGAUCCAGCUCUAUAAAGGGGUCACUUACAUGCCCUCACCCCACAGGAUGCAGCUCUAUACAGGGAUCACCUACAUGUCCUCACCCCACAGGAUCCAGCUCUAUAAAGGGACCACCUACAUGCCCUCACCCCACAGGAUCCAGCUCUAUAAAUGGAUCACUUACAUGCCAUCACCCCACACGAUCCAGCUCCAUGCAGGGAUCACCCACAUGCCCUCACCCCACAGGAUCCAGCUCUAUAAAGGGAUCACUUACAUGCCCUCACCCCACAGGAUCUAGCUCUAUGCAGGGAUCACCUACAUGCCCUCACCCCACAGGAUCCAACUCUAUAAAGGGAUCACUUACAUGCCCUCACCCCACAGGAUCCAGCUCUAUGCAGGGAUCACCUACAUGCCCUCACCCCACAGGAUCCAGCUCUAUAAAGGGAUCACUUACAUGCCCUCACCCCACAGGAUACAGCUCUAUGCAAUGA
This is a messenger RNA of Schistocerca nitens (vagrant locust), 774 nucleotides long. Its product is annotated as collagen alpha-1(III) chain-like. The record is from RefSeq and is a predicted model, not a curated record. The transcript has a single exon. NCBI's taxonomy places the organism in Eukaryota, Metazoa, Arthropoda, Insecta, Orthoptera, Acrididae. The coding region runs from base 1 to 774 and encodes 257 amino acids.